Molecule: messenger RNA, 2043 nt
Organism: Rotaria socialis
Lineage: Eukaryota; Metazoa; Rotifera; Eurotatoria; Philodinida; Philodinidae
Source: the annotation of a GenBank genome assembly
AUGCUGCAAUCUUAUCUUAUUAGAUCGAGAAUAGUAUCGGUUAUAUUAAUCCCUCAAUCUAUUCUCUUCAACCAAGUAAACACAUUGACUUAUAAAGCACGUAUUCAACGGUUGUACAAUGAUGGAUCAGAUUUAAAACAACAAACGGUUGAAAUAAAUUCUACAGAACACAUUCGCCGAUGUUCUCUUCAUAAAAAUGAUGAUAUUUGGACUUUAUAUAAAACAGUACAUCCCAAUGUAAAAACGCUCGGCGAUGCUUUGAAUGAAGGUUAUAUUAAUUCAAAAGAUGGACCAUGCGUAGGCUCUAUUCAAACAUCAAAUGGUAUCGAUUCAUUACAAUGGCUUUCCUAUUCUGAAGUUGCGGAAAAAUCUCGAUACAUUGGCUCAUAUUUAUGGGCAAAAACGAAAUUAAUACCCAUACAAUCGAAAGUAGCUAUUCUAUCAUCGAAUCGUUCUGAAUAUCUGUUCGCUGAACAAGCCUGUUAUCAAUAUGGAUUUGUUGUUGUCAGUCUAUAUACGAGUUAUGAUUUCGCAACUAUUUUAAGUGUUCUUCAAAGAACACAAGCUGAAGUACUCAUCGUCGAUAAUCUACAACGUAUUCGAACAUUUCAAGAUGAUUUAUUUAAAAAUAGCCAAAUCAAAGAGAUACUAGUUAUGGAUGACGCAAACCACGAUGAAACGAGCACAAUUCGUUCGUUUUCAACAAUAUUCCAAACAAUGAAGCAUACGGAUUUAUGUGAACGACCAACAAUUGAUCCAGAUAGUAUUGCAACAUUUAUUUUGACAAGUGGGACAACAGGCGAACCCAAAAUUGCUAUGAUAUCCCAUGAAAAUCUCUUAGCAACUGCGAAAGGUCAUAUUCUACGUCUAGGAAAAGCUAAUAUAAAAGCGCCAUUAACUGAUCGCCACUGUUCAUUUUUACCUAUGGCUCAUGUAUAUGAACGAUUUAUACUCUUGGAAGCUUUAUUAGCUGGUACACAAUUAGUAUUUUGUCCUGAACCUGAAAAACUUCCAUACUACUUGUCAAUUGUAAAGCCAACUCAAGCUUCUGUUGUACCUCGUGUUUUGAACAAAGUUUACGAUGCGAUUAUGACGGAAGCUAAUAAAAGUACAAUAAAAAAGUUUCUAAUUCAACAAGCAUUACGUGAACGACCAUGGUUUCUAUCAUAUUUUGUAUUUCGUAAAGUCAAAAAACUGUUUGGUAACGAUUUAAAAGUCAUGAUAACCGGAGCAGCACCAAUCACACCAGAUGUCAUGCAUUUUUUUCGUAUUGCGCUUGACAUGCCCAUUAUGGAAGGAUACGGCCAAACAGAAUCAGCCGGCGCCGGUACAAGUACACAUCCAACAGAUACAUCCUACGGUACAAUAGGCUCACCAGUGCCCGUUACCGAUAUUAAACUGGUCGAUGUACCCGAUACAAAUUAUCGAAGCGACAACAAUCAGGGAGAAAUUUGUGUGCGAGGUCCAAGCAUUUUUAAAGGCUAUUAUGGUGAUGAAGCGAAGACAAGAGAAGUGCUUGAUAAAGAUGGUUGGUUGCAUACAGGUGACGUCGGAGAAUGGACAAGUAAUGGAGCAUUACGAGUUAUAGAUCGUGCGAAACAUAUAUUUAAACUAAGUCAAGGACAUUAUAUUGCACCAGAACGUCUUGAAGAUGUUUAUAUUCGUUCUCGAUGGAUCUCACAGAUUUUUAUUGAUGGAAUGCCUAGUGAAGCCACUUUAGUAGCUAUCGUUAUACCCGAUGAAGAUUAUGUUCGAAAGAAUUAUCAAUCUGUAGUCGCAGGAAAGACAUUUGCUGAUUUAUGCAAGGAUGAAAAACUAAAAGAAAUUAUUUUAUCUGAUAUAAAACGAUUGGCGAAAGUGUACAAAGUCAAAUUUUAUGAGACAUUGAGUAAUAUCUAUCUUCAUUCUGAAUUAUUUUCGCAAAACAAUGAACUUCUUACAGUAACGCUAAAAACACGACGAGCAAAAGCUCGAACACGCUUUGAACCAAUUAUUAAAUCACUUUACCAAACUGAGUCGGCCACGAAGAACAAAUUUUCCUAG